Prorocentrum cordatum is the source of this 252-nucleotide messenger RNA. Lineage: Eukaryota; Dinophyceae; Prorocentrales; Prorocentraceae. The record is from the annotation of a GenBank genome assembly.
AUGGCGCUGACGUGCCUUGCCUUCGCGCCGUGGUGCCGCUUGCGCCUGGUGUCCCAGCUGCCCUUCGGCACCGGCGAUCGCGUGAUGGUCGUGUCCGGAAGCUCGCAGGCGCAGUGCGGGAAGGGCAUCGAGGGCUUCGAGGUGGCCCCAGACGCCGACAGUUUUACGGGCAGCGGCGCCAGCCACGUCGCCCAUUUCUACAUGGUGAGCGAAGGCCAGCCUGGGCCCCUCAUCGUCUGCUACUGCCACCAG